Molecule: messenger RNA, 1629 nt
Organism: Oncorhynchus tshawytscha (Chinook salmon)
Lineage: Eukaryota; Metazoa; Chordata; Actinopteri; Salmoniformes; Salmonidae
Gene: bbln
Product: bublin coiled coil protein
Exons: 2
Coding region: 483-788 (101 amino acids)
Source: RefSeq, a predicted model, not a curated record
CACAACCACAAAGGAAAAAUUGGCUAUAUCGUAAAAAUAUAUGAAAGUAUAAAUGUGCUUUUUGGUCUUGAUUUAAGGUUAGGAGUAAGGUUAACAGAGUGGUUAAGUUUAGAUUUAAAAUCCUUAAAAAAUAUAUACAUAUAAUUGGGCGAGGUUUAGGACUUUAUGGUUGUGGUAACUAGCCGCGACUAAUAUUGUUAUCAGUCAGCUGACAGUGCGUGACAGGUUAGACCAAAGACACUUGCGGUUGCAGUUAAGCAAAAUCCAAUUUGUGCAUUACGAUUGUCAUUUUAACUUUUUCAGCGGAAUUUUCUGUUAGAACCCCCUCUUAUAUGUCAAGUACACUGGUGAUGAACAUAGUAAUAAGUCAACUAGCAUCUGUUGUUAAGUUAGCUACUAUCAAUGCUAUGGGCUAUGCCUAGCUAGCUAACGCAUCCUUCCCUAUUUCAUUUUAGUGUAGUUAAUUAUACGUAAGCAACAAUAUGUCUGGACCAAAUGGAGAUCCUAACAUCCCAAGUGACGAUGGCAUCAUUGAGGAUGAAGAUGAAUUCAACGAAGAAGAGUAUGCAGCCAUCAACACUAUGCUGGAUCAGAUCAACUCCUGCCUGGAUGACCUGGAGGAACGCAACGACUCCCUGAAUGGCAAACUACAUGAACUGUUGGAGUCUAACCGGCAGGCCAGGCAGGAGUUCAGAGGUCAGCUGACCACUGCUACACCCCCAGGAGAGGAGAAAUUGUUCCCAGACCAGGAUUCUCCAGCCACUGAAGGGGAGAAGGGUGGAGAGUGAGAGGACAAAGCUUGACUAGAGAUCUUCUCAUACAAAUCAACAACAUUCCUUCCAUCUAUAUGAGCAUAUUAUCUCAAGUGUUUCUGUCUGGUGUGUUGACACUUAGAUAAGUGUGAAUAGGGUUUGUCCUUUUCUGUCCCUUACAUGUAGUGCUUAUGAAUCCACACUCGGCUGUUGAAAUAUUAAAAUGGUUCCUCACGGGAAGGUAAAUUAGCCAAAAGCUGACAGUUCAUUCUGUGUGUUGAAGUGAUUACUUUAUGCCAACACGUAUUCACCACCACAUACGAUGUAUACUAAUGUUUAGCUACCUGUAUACAGUCCUCAAUUGAUACAAUAGUAGGUAUUUAUCCCUGUGCUUGGUAUGGGGUGAAAGCAUGUGGAAUGAUCCUAGUGAUUGACAUAACUGGUUGUUUGUAGUCAAUAUUUACCUCUUUGUGGGGAAACUACCUUUACAGCAAUAAUACAAUAUUCCAAAUGUUGUGACUUUCAUUGGUCAAUGUUUUUCAGUGAUGUGCAAGAAGAGAUGAAUGUUUUGUGCUGUGUUCCCUUUUUUCCUAUUCUGUUUUUGUUAGCCAGGUAUAAAUACAGUAUAUUUAAUGUUACUGAGUGUGACAUCUUGAGAAUUGCUAACUUAAAGCACUAGCUCUCUAAAACAUUUUAAACAAUGAACAGGUGUGAUAUAUUCAAGUGAGGCAAUAGUCAUAUUUUAUUUAUAAAUUAAAAGGAACCCAAUACAGAAAACAUCCCCCAAAAAAUACAAGAAACCUCUAGCUGCUAGAAAACAACUAUUUUGUUCAUCUGAGUUUGUCAUUUGUUGAAUAAAAAUACAUUAAGAAGCAUA